Striga hermonthica is the source of this 345-nucleotide messenger RNA. Lineage: Eukaryota; Viridiplantae; Streptophyta; Magnoliopsida; Lamiales; Orobanchaceae. The record is from the annotation of a GenBank genome assembly.
AUGAACAGCGACGACAACAUCAAUGGAGAGGAGCUCAGUGAUUUGCUAGAGAAUUUCGAGGUGUGCGUGCCGAAGCAGAAGAUUGACACUGACGGGGACGCCCAGGUGGAUGCCGAUGAGUUCGGCGCCCUGUAUGCGGUGGUGAUGGAAGACGGCGGAUCCGACAAGGGGGACGACGGUAAAGAGGACGUGCGGGAGACAGGAGUACCGGAUUAUGAUCGUCAGGGUCUACUUAGGGGGGCGAUGGUAGGGUCAACUUGGAUGACAGAUGAUGAAAUGCGCCGGGUUCUUCAAGACUGCUGCCGGAGGGGUUUAUGGAGAGGACUAAGAGCAGUUGUUACGUGA